Molecule: messenger RNA, 912 nt
Organism: Seminavis robusta
Lineage: Eukaryota; Bacillariophyta; Bacillariophyceae; Naviculales; Naviculaceae
Source: the annotation of a GenBank genome assembly
AUGAAUGCGGUUAUAGCAUACAUGCUCGCUGAUUGGUACCGCCCUGGUGUCACUCUGGACUUUCCAAAGGGAGGUAGUGGGGCCAUUGUGGAGACUCUGGUAAGAGCCAUUCGAAAGUAUCAGGGACAAGUUUGCUUGAAUGCGCACGUUGACGAAAUCUUGGUGGAAGACGGCAAAGCAUGCGGAGUCAAACUCAACAAUGGCAAAGUAGUACGAGCCAAGCAUGCAGUGGUUUCAAAUGCUGAUCCAUACGUCACGCAAAAACUCUUAUCAAAAGCUGACAUAUCCAAUGACAUGAAAGAGUACAUGGCCAAGCUCACAGAAACCGAUCCAACACAAGACGAGAAGCCGAGCGCGGACUUCCCGGCACAGUGGGCCGUCAUCAAAGACUGGGAUUUACCGGAAGGAGUGGAAGCACCCCGCAAUAUUGUUCUAUGUAGUAUGCCCUCCUUGAUCGAUCCCACGUUGGCGCCCGCAGGAAAACAUGUGUUGCAUGCCUACGUUCCUGCCACGGAACCGUACGAAUGGUGGGCUGGAAUGGAUCGCAACUCGGACGAGUACAAACAAAAGAAGGAUGAAGCGGCUGACUUCCUUUGGUCUGCCAUUGAGCAAUAUGUCCCCAAUGCCAGAGAUCGAGCUGUUCCCGGAACGGUACAAAUCGGGACACCUCUCACCCACGAACGAUUUCUUCGAAGAACGAGGGGAGCUUAUGGUCCAAGGGUGGAGGCGGGGAAACAAACUCUACCAGGGCACACCACUCCCCUGAAAGGGCUUCUUUUGACUGGUGACUUUACUUUCCCUGGUAUUGGAGUUCCUGCUACUGCGGCAUCUGGUGCCAUCACAGCGAAUACAUUAGUGUCAGUUCCACAACACUUCAAGAUGCUCGACCAAAUUCGGUUGCCCCAAAAGUAG